AUGGCUCAGCUUCCUCCCGGGAUUCGCUUCAUCACUUCAUUUUCACGAGAUCAGUGGUAUAGAGCCUUCAUUUUCUCCCUCACUUUCUUCUUGUAUGCCAGCUUCCAUUUAUCAAGGAAACCUAUUAGUAUAGUUAAGGGAGAGCUCCAUAAGCAUUGUGCUGUUUCACAUGAAGUUGAACUCAACUCCUUCAAAGAAAAUGCUGCUCAGAUUCAGCCUGUCAAAAAGCCAUCUAAUAUGUCUCAGUGUGGUUGGGAGCCAUUUGAUAAGAACAACUACAAACAGUUACUGGGAGCACUGGAUUACUCAUUUCUGUGUGCAUACGCAGUCGGAAUGUAUUUAAGUGGAAUAAUAGGAGAACGACUACCUAUCCGCUACUACCUGACAGUUGGGAUGCUUGCUAGUGGACUCUUCACUGCAAUGUUUGGAUUGGGUUAUUUCUAUAAUAUACAUAAUCUGUGGUUUUACAUAAUGGCCCAGAUAGCUAAUGGCUUGGUGCAAACUACAGGCUGGCCGAGUGUCGUCACGUGUAUUGGCAACUGGUUUGGAAAAGGAAGGAGAGGCUUGAUCAUGGGAGUCUGGAAUUCACACACUUCAGUGGGAAAUAUCUUGGGAUCUUUAAUUGCUGCUUAUUGGGUGUCUACGUGCUGGGGUCUCUCCUUCGUGAUGCCUGGUGUUAUCAUUGCUGUGAUGGGGAUUGUUUGUUUCCUCUUUCUUAUUGAACAUCCUAAAGAUAUCAGUUGCUCCUGCACACCAUCCAGUCAUGAUCAUGAGACCAAUAUUUCUGCAGACUUUGUAGUGAGUUCUAAAACCUUCCUGAAUGGUGCAUCUCGAUUCAGAGUCCAGACAACUUUAAAUUCUAAGGAAACCAGCAAGCCUCAGGACCCAGAAAUGCAGCAUUUGCUUCUUGAGAGUGAAAAUUGCAGCAUGUUGCUGAACUCCAGCACUGUGGUCACUGGGGAAGGUAGACAUGGGACAUCAGCUAUCAGCUUCCUUGGGGCCUUGAAGAUACCUGGAGUCAUAGAAUUCUCCUUUUGUCUUCUGUUUGCAAAGCUGGUGAGCUACACUUUCCUCUUCUGGCUUCCUCUCUAUAUCACAAACGUAGAGCACCUUGAUGCCAAAAGAGCUGGAGACCUUUCUACGCUGUUUGAUGUGGGUGGAAUCUUUGGUGGAAUUUUGGCAGGCCUGAUAUCAGACAGGCUGGAGAAGAGGGCAUCAACCUGUGGAAUGAUGUUAUUGCUUGCAGCACCCACACUGUACAUGUUCUCUGCAGUCAGUAAAAUGGGCCUUGAGGCUACUGUAGUGAUGCUGCUAAUCAGUGGUGCCCUGGUGAAUGGCCCUUACGCACUGAUCACCACUGCUGUCUCUGCUGACUUGGGUACCCAUAAAAGCCUGAAAGGGAAUGCAAGAGCCUUGUCCACAGUGACAGCGAUCAUCGAUGGAACAGGAUCUGUAGGUGCAGCUUUGGGACCUCUCUUAGCUGGCCUGAUUUCCCCAUCUGGUUGGAACAAUGUAUUUUACAUGCUGAUGGUGGCAGAUGCAUGUGCCUUGCUAUUCUUACUCCGUCUUAUUCAGAAGGAGCUUCGGUGUCACGCAGAUCAUACCCUGUGA
Indicator indicator is the source of this 1611-nucleotide messenger RNA. It is a transcript of the gene SLC37A1, whose product is annotated as solute carrier family 37 member 1. NCBI's taxonomy places the organism in Eukaryota, Metazoa, Chordata, Aves, Piciformes, Indicatoridae. Gene Ontology annotation, biological process: phosphate ion transmembrane transport; glucose-6-phosphate transport. The record is from RefSeq and is a predicted model, not a curated record. The transcript is spliced from 19 exons. Bases 1 to 1611 code for a protein of 536 amino acids. Gene Ontology annotation, molecular function: glucose 6-phosphate:phosphate antiporter activity. Gene Ontology annotation, cellular component: endoplasmic reticulum membrane.